GCACGGCUUCCCACAUCUUAUUGCAUCCUAUCUGACACUCAUUCAGAGGGAGCAUGACUUACUUUACGGGUAUUCGCAUUUGUUCGUCACCAUCCAGCUCUCUCUUUUGACAAGUCAUCUGUGUUCAGCCCAAGGUUCUGUCGAAAUUAGGAUAUAAAGCUCGGUGAUCAAGAUCACAUCAUUGUUCGCUACAGUUUCCACCAACUCCUCCCCUCCGCUCUUGUCAUCGCUCCUUCAACUCCAUCCGGCUCGCAUAUUCGGAUCAAGUCUAGCCAUGGCGCAAGUCAAGCCCUGGACCUACCGACUCCAAGAGUACUGCCAAGCUGAGAAGCUUGGGGAAAUCAUGUAUCAGGAUGUAUCUGAUCGUCGAGGCGGUCGUACAGCUUGGUCUACCAUUGCCGUGGUCAAUGGCAUACACUAUCAGGCUCGCUUUUGGUAUGAUGGAGCUCGAAUGCAACAGGCAAAAGAAGAUGCUGCCGAAAUUGCACUGCGCCAGAUUACAGGAUGUACCGACCCAAAAUCGCAGCCUCCAUCAGCAAGCCAGUACGGACGUGCACUUGCCGCCUGAGUCUUGUCCAGACAUUGAGUGCUUCCAUGCCUGCUAUCCAAACAGAAUUUCGCGUGGAGGCUGAGACUGGAAGGGGAGAAGACAGCACAAGGGCGCUAUUCCAUAGGUUCGGUGAUUCGACAUAUUCUUUCUUCAUUUUUCCAAAGAUAAGGAAACCUGCGUUGGAGUCUAGCAUACGACACGUAGAUUCAUUGGUUGUAGGGACGACGGCAGGCGUUACUUUACUCUCAUCUACUGGAUGUAGAAGGGACAAGGGCUAAGGGCAGGAAGCAACGCUGUCACUUCCACAACACGCUACCUAGACCCUGACCUACGCUAGUGCCUUCAAGUGCCAGAGAAUUCGAGCUCUUUCUCCACAACAUCCUUCCAUAAUCUCAUUCUUG
Messenger RNA from Boeremia exigua, 951 nucleotides. RefSeq lists its product as uncharacterized. The coding region runs from base 275 to 568 and encodes 97 amino acids. The transcript is spliced from 3 exons. Lineage: Eukaryota; Fungi; Ascomycota; Dothideomycetes; Pleosporales; Didymellaceae. The record is from RefSeq and is a predicted model, not a curated record.